This is a messenger RNA of Alternaria ethzedia, 174 nucleotides long. RefSeq lists its product as uncharacterized. Bases 1 to 174 code for a protein of 57 amino acids. Lineage: Eukaryota; Fungi; Ascomycota; Dothideomycetes; Pleosporales; Pleosporaceae. The transcript is spliced from 2 exons. The record is from RefSeq and is a predicted model, not a curated record.
AUGCCGCACGUAUACAAGUCUGGCACACAACGCACCAAGACGUCACGAAAGUACCCCGCAAUGUCUUCUCCUCUCAACGUCCAGCCCGCAGCAAAGAAGCGGCGCUUUGAGGGUGCUGAAGAGAGGGCAGCGAUUCGACGUCUCCGCGAAAAAGCUCCUCGCGACAAGAUGUAA